AUGGAAGAGGGUACAGAUCACGAGUCAGCCUACAAUAGAGUGUCUGCUAGUUCAGAGCCUUCCAUGAUGACUUCACGAACUAUGACUGACAACCGGGUGCUGCUUGUCCCCGGCUCCUUCGUCCCAAGUACCAUGUCAUUGCAAAUGCAGCCGCACCUUCUUCCAGCGGCAACCUUCCACGAGGCCUCUCUGUCAGCCAUUCAUGGGGUGCCUGGAAACCUGGGAUAUACGCUCAACCAACCCCACGGCAGAAAUCCGGGAAUGGACGCUGUCUUCUUCCAGCAAGGACCUUACAUGCAACCUUUCUUGGGCCAAAACCUGUCGUCUUCCACCCAGCAUAAUAUGCCACUGUCAGCACAUUCGUUAGCAAGCACAUCUAGUCAAGCUUACCAUGUGCGCCCGGGAGGUUGGUCGACGCAGGUGCAGACGCGACUACAGGCACAUACACCAACCCCAGAACCGAACGCAGCAGUCGAGUAUCACUUCACAACGCCUCAUCAGCACCAGCCAACAUUAUCCCAGCAGCAACUGACCCCCGUAUCCACCUCAACGGCCGACUUUGACCUCGACCUGGAUCUCGAUCUUGAUCUGGAUUUCGACCUUGACGAGCCUCCAUCUCAUCCUCAAACACACCUUCCACACCCUCUCCCACAUGACAACGCCGCCGCUACGGUCUCAUCAAUCUCAUCCUCACCACCGCGCUCCGAACACCCUUCCAACAGCCACCAUCCUCAUCGCGACCUUACAAACUACGGCAUCCCGAACCCCGAUGGAACAUGGCGCUGCGCUUUCCCAGGGUGCUCUUCACAAGCCCUUUUCCGUCGUGGCUGCGACCUCCGCAAACACUACAAUCGACACCGCAAGCACCUCUUUUGUCGCUACGAGGGUUGCCCACAGGCCGUGCGGGGUGGAUUCUCGAGCAAAAAGGACCGAGAUCGACACGAAGCCAAACAUAACCCCGAGAUUCCAUGCGAAUGGGAAGGGUGCCGCCGGGUCUUCAGUCGAAUGGACAACAUGAAGGAUCAUGUUAAAAGGAUUCACAAGAGGCGAGACACCUGA
This is a messenger RNA of Aspergillus saccharolyticus JOP 1030-1, 1059 nucleotides long. Its product is annotated as putative C2H2 transcription factor. The coding region runs from base 1 to 1059 and encodes 352 amino acids. Gene Ontology annotation, cellular component: nucleus. The record is from RefSeq and is a predicted model, not a curated record. The transcript has 2 exons. Gene Ontology annotation, biological process: regulation of transcription by RNA polymerase II. Lineage: Eukaryota; Fungi; Ascomycota; Eurotiomycetes; Eurotiales; Aspergillaceae.